Messenger RNA from Spinacia oleracea (spinach), 2766 nucleotides. RefSeq lists its product as uncharacterized. The coding region runs from base 1 to 2766 and encodes 921 amino acids. Lineage: Eukaryota; Viridiplantae; Streptophyta; Magnoliopsida; Caryophyllales; Amaranthaceae. Gene Ontology annotation, molecular function: RNA-DNA hybrid ribonuclease activity; nucleic acid binding. The record is from RefSeq and is a predicted model, not a curated record. The transcript has 2 exons.
AUGGUACAUCAGGAAAUAUUUCCUAAUGAAAUCAGUGAGCUGAUCCCAAAGUUAAGUGACCAACAAAUUAGGAAUCUUGACAAUGAUAUUGCUGAAUGGGAAAUUAAGCAAGCCAUAUUUCAAAUGGGUGGUUUAAAAGCUCCGGGGCCGGAUGGGAUUCCUGCUGUGUUUUAUCAGAAACAAUGGAACAUUGUAGGGAAGGAGGUCACUGAAGCUGUAUUACAUUUCUUCAGAACGGGAUACCUUCUUAGAGAAUGGAAUAAAACCCUGAUUGCUCUAAUUCCAAAAAUCAGUAGCCCAGAGAAAGCUAAUCAAUUCCGCCCAAUUGGUCUUUGCAAUGUUAUAUACAAAAUCAUUUCGAAGUGCAUCACGAAUAGACUCAAGCCCAUUAUGCAACAAAUUGUUGGUCCGUUCCAGAAUGCUUUUGUUCCAAGGCGAUUUAUGGGUGAUAAUUGUCUUCUUGCACAUGAAGUGAUGACAUAUAUCAAAAGAAAGAAGAAAGGAUUGGAGAGAUUUGCUGUGCUCAAGGUAGAUAUGAACAAAGCAUAUGAUAGGGUGAGGUGGGAUUUUGUACAUUGGCUUCUGGAUGUGAUGAAUUUCCCUCCAAGAUGGAGACACUGGAUAAUGCAGUGUAUCACAACAACUUCAUACUCAAUCCUUAUCAAUAAUGAGCCAAGUGAUUUUUUUAAACCUCAAUGUGGAUUGCGACAAGGUGACCCGAUCUCUCCAUAUAUUUUUAUACUUGUCAUGGAGGUGUUGUCAAGAAUGAUGCUAAAGCUCGAAGCGACUGGGCAGAUUAAAGGUAUUAAAUUUUCCAGAAACUCUCCUUCUAUUUCACACAUGUUCUUUGCAGAUGAUUCCUUGUUCCGUUUCAAAGCCAAUCAGAAAUCAUGCAAGAAUAUUAGAGAUACAAUUGAUCUAUUCUGUAAAAUAUCUGGUGAAGCAAUAAACUUUGAUAAAUCCAGUGUCAUUUUCAGCCCUAACACCCCAAGCCCAGUUAAGAAUGAUCUAAAACAAGUUUUGGGUACUCCUUGCACUGAAAAGCUUGGUAGAUAUCUUGGCUGUGAUGUGGAAAUUGAUGGAAGAUCAGUCAAGUCUUUCCAGCCUUUGGUUGAUAAAAUUCAAAAAAAGGUUAUCUCAUGGAAGCAUUUGAGCUUAUCUCAAGCAGGGAGAUUAAUAUUCAUUAACUCCAUUCUUGCGGCUCUUUGCUCAAAUGUGCUAACUGUAUUUCGUGUGCCAAAGAAAAUUGCAGACCAAAUAAAUUCGAAAUUCAUGAGGUUCUGGUGGAAAGGUAGCUCUGAUGAUAAAGCCAUAAGAAUUCACAAUAACCCGUCAUUGCUGAUCGCUCAAGUCUUUAGUGUUGUAUAUAAGAAAUCUCCUGUUGAAGCUGGGUUGACUGCAGAUAUACAUCACAAAGCAUCUUGGGGCUAUAGGGGGUUGUGUAAGAGUGUGAGGGAUGCUGAAAAUGGAUUUGGGAAAACCGUCUAUAAAGGUGAUACUGAUAUAAAUCAGUCAAACUGGCUCCCAUCAAAAAAGGUUCAAAUUAAAGAUCAAAAUAAUAUAGAAAGAAAUAGGAUUAGUAAGGUGAAGGAUUUGUUUUCUGAAGAUGCAAAAAAUUGGAAUGCAAACUUAGUUUGGAAAAGCUUCUCCUGUGAGACAGCAAAAGAAAUAUUGGCAUUACACAUUCCACAAGAGGAUAGGGAUGAUCAAUUCCAUUGGAUGAAUAGCAACAAAGAGAGUUCCAUAGUGAAAUCUGUAUACAACUUUCUUCUUCUGGGAAACUCGGGCCAGAAUUUCAGUGAAAGGGAGAGGUUUUGGGGAAUGUUGUGGAAGAGUGAUUUAUUGCCAAAAUGGAAAGUUUUCAUUUGGAAAAUUAUGCAUAGGGCCAUUGCUGUAAAAGCUAGAUUGAGGAAGAGAGGUAUGGACGUUGAUGGGGUGUGUUGCUUAUGUAAGAGCCAAGAGGAGAAUGAAGACCAUCUAUUCAGAGACUGUCCAGUUGCAAAUCACGUUUGGAAGUCUUCCCCACUUGGUAUUGUGGUUCAAAAUAACCAACAUGUUGAAGUUCGAAACUGGAUAAGGAAUUUUCUCACUUAUUUUUGGAAAGAGGACGGGCAUGAUAGCACGAGAAGCAAGGUAUUCAUUGUUGUUCUGUGGGCAAUAUGGUUACAGCGCAACGAGGUAACAUUCAGAAAGGCUGAGGUUAAUCCGAUGAGAAUUAUGCAUUCUAUUAGGAAGCAUAUAAACCAAGCCAUGGAAGCUGAGAGAAUGGUGCAAAUUAUGAAAAGGGACAAUGCGAUAAGAUGUGGAGAACAAAGACAAAGUAAAAGUCACAUUAUCAUUAAAGAUAAUUUUGGUAUUGCCCCUUGUGAUCUUAUUGUUGCAGGUUAUUGGAAAAGGGUCAAGAAGAAAAAAUAUGCUAUUGCAUUAGCAAGCUGGAUAAUUUUAAGAAACAAUAAAGAAGUUGCUAAAAAUGUGCAAAGAGUGGAAGCUAUCGAUGCCUGCCAAGCGGAAUUGAAAGCUGUCCUUCUAGCUGUUCAACAUGCCUAUUCAACGCAUAUAAGAAGUGCUAGAGUCUGCACAAGUAGAGCUGGAGUGGUGAGUAACAUUAGAAAUUUUCCUGUUUGCAGAUUUGACUUGGUCACUUUGAUUGGGGAUAUUAUGAACAUUUCUGGAAAACUUGAUGGGUGCUCAAUAGAGGAAUGCAGCAAGGACCAAACUUUGAAGGCAAGAGAGUUGGCAGCUGAGUUUAGGAAAAAGUGUUUUUAG